Molecule: messenger RNA, 2209 nt
Organism: Ceratotherium simum simum (southern white rhinoceros)
Lineage: Eukaryota; Metazoa; Chordata; Mammalia; Perissodactyla; Rhinocerotidae
Source: RefSeq, a predicted model, not a curated record
UCCGCGCGGGUGUAGUGACCGGCGGGGCCCGGCGCCCUCGGGCCAUGGCGACCCAGGCGAAGCGCCGGCGGGUGGCGGGGCCUGCGGGUGCCGGCGACCCGGACCCGGACCCGGUGGCCGGCUUCCUGAGCUGGUGCCGGCGGGUGGGGCUGGAGCUGAGUCCCAAGGUGGCGGUGAGCCGGCAGGGCACGGUGGCCGGCUACGGCAUGGUGGCCCAGGAGAGCGUGCAGCCCGGGGAGCUGCUGUUCGCGGUGCCGCGGGCCGCGCUCCUGUCGCAGCACACCUGCUCCAUCAGCGGCCUGCUGGAGCGAGAGCGAGGCGCGCUGCAGAGCCAGUCGGGCUGGGUACCGCUGCUGCUGGCGCUGCUGCACGAGCUGCAGGCCCCGGCCUCGCCCUGGAGCCCCUACUUUGCCCUCUGGCCCGAGCUGGGCCGCUUGGAGCACCCGAUGUUCUGGCCAGAGGAGCAGCGCCGGCAAUUGCUGCAGGGCACAGGCGUACCUGAGGCCGUGGAGAAGGAUUUGGCCAACAUCCGCAGCGAGUACUAUUCCAUCGUGCUGCCCUUCAUGGAAGCCCACCCUGAUCUUUUCAGCCCCAGGGUUCGCUCCCUGGAACUCUACCACCAGCUGGUAGCUCUUGUGAUGGCCUACAGCUUUCAGGAACCACUGGAGGAAGAGGAGGAUGAAAAGGAGCCAAACUCUCCUUUGAUGGUGCCUGCUGCAGACAUACUAAACCACUUAGCCAAUCACAAUGCCAAUCUAGAAUACUCUCCAAAUUGUCUUCGGAUGGUGGCCACUCAGCCCAUUCCUAAAGGCCAUGAGAUUUUCAACACUUAUGGGCAAAUGGCUAAUUGGCAACUAAUUCAUAUGUACGGUUUUGUUGAACCAUAUCCUGACAACACGGAUGACACAGCUGACAUUCAGAUGGUGACAGUUCGUGAAGCAGCAUUACAGGGAACAAAAGUUGAAGCUGAAAAGCUCCUACUGUAUGAACGCUGGGAGUUCUUAUGCAAGCUGGAGAUGGUAGGGGAAGAGGGAGCCUUUGUGAUUGGGCGGAAGGAAGUGCUGACUGAAGAGGAACUGACUGCCACACUCAAGGUACUGUGCAUGCCUGCUGAGGAGUUCAGGGAGUUUAAAGACCAGGAUGGAUGGGCAGAUGAUAAAAAGGAAGAGGACAGCCUGACAAUCACAAAUAUCCCCAAGCUCAAAGCAUCCUGGAGACAGCUUCUGCGCAACAGUGUUUUGUUGACCCUGCAAACCUAUGCGACAGACCUAAAAGCGGAUCAAGAUUUACUCAGUAAUAAGGAGGUCUACGCCAAACUCAGCUGGAGGGAACAGCAGGCCUUACAGCAGUGUGAAGUUUGUUCUAGAUGGCACAACUCACCCUUAUUCAGGGAAGAAACCCUAAGACACCAAUGACAUUCAAGCCCCACUCAUGUAAGAAAGAAAGUUUUCUACCAUUUAAUCUUGAACCUUUUUGUCCUCUCUGGCCAUAAAACUUGACAGUCAUUAAAGGUAAGGUAUUAAGUGGAAUGAGUUUUAAAUAGAUACUUAUUUUCUUUUAAAAAUUAUAUCAAAACACCCUGAGGGUAAAGGAUAUUUAAAAAUGGGGGGGGGGGAUUUUGUGAUUCAGUUUAACCAUAGACGCCUGCUCCAGCAAUAUUCCACUGUUGAAAAGAACAGGUAGAAACUCUAUAGUGCCAGGUGGUUAGUACCAGUGGGAAAGAUCUACCAGUCAAGUUGCUGGUGUUUCCCAGUGGCCCUGGGCUCUGCAAGGCUGGGCUGUCCACGUUCCUCCUCACCACCAGCACUGGUUGCUGCUACUGAGAAAGGCACAGUGGACUCGCAUGUGUGUCAUGACUUUAAUGUUUAACUACAGUAUGCAAACACAUACAGGAAGUAGGGGAGCUAAAGCCCAGGAACUAGAAAGGCUACAAGAUACAACACAGGGACCAAUACAUUUACAAAACAUUCAAAAUCCUUACAAAAGGGGUUGUAUUGGUCCUUUUGACUUUGUUGUUCCACUUAGCCUGUAUGGCCAUUCACUGGAAUAACAGGGGAGGGCAAUUCAUACUAUUUGGUUCCCUUUCCUUUUCCCACAAUUUACAAUUAUCAGGAGAGAGAUGGGGGAGCUUUAGGCCUGGUAUGGUUUCCCUUUAUAAAAAAGAGCUGACUGCAUCUCACAGGGCCCAAGGUGGUAGGUUCUCCAGCAG